This is a messenger RNA of Gastrolobium bilobum, 1021 nucleotides long. RefSeq lists its product as uncharacterized. NCBI's taxonomy places the organism in Eukaryota, Viridiplantae, Streptophyta, Magnoliopsida, Fabales, Fabaceae. The coding region runs from base 25 to 798 and encodes 257 amino acids. Gene Ontology annotation, cellular component: plastid. The transcript has a single exon. The record is from RefSeq and is a predicted model, not a curated record.
UAUCCUCUGUCUCCAGUCUCCUCGAUGAUGAAUCUGUUGCAGCAUCAUCAUCAUGUUUAUUUUAACUUUAAGAAUCCUUGUAUAAUAAAUCAAACUGAUCGGGGAGUGUUGGUGUCAGUGUCAUUGAGAAGGGAAUCAUCAGAAAGAGAAAGUGUGGCAGCACGAGACAGAGUAAUAGAAUUCGGAAAAUACAAAGGGAAGAUGCUAGGAAGCCUUCCGUCGAGGUACCUGAAGUGGGUAUGCAAAAACUGUAGAGCAGGGAAUUUUGAGGAGUGGGGUAACCUUGCAGACAAAGUCCUUAGAGACCCAAUCUACAGAGACCGCAUCGAGUGGGAGUUAGCUCUCAAUGUGUUGAAUGGCAAUAAUGUCAAUGUCAACUUUUCUUCUUCUUCUUCUUCUUCUUCUGAGCUCGUGGAUAUAAGUGAGAGGUUUGGUUGGGAUAACCUAGACAAGCUUGGUUGGGCUAAAGUUGAUUUUGACCUUCUCGGCACUUCUAAAGGUGGUAGAAUUCCAAGACGCCAACAUCACCCACCACCUGCCUCACAAUCACUCUCUCAACCUCAACCUCAACUGCGGAACACUAGCACUAGCACUAGCACUAGGAGGAUGGAAAGAAGAGAAAGGCAGAAAAUGAGAUCGAAGACAGAAGCAGAAGCACAUCAACAACACAUGCUCGUGGAUGAUGACGACGAGGACGACAAGGGACAGACUCAGAAUCAGAAUGGCAUUAAUGCCAACCCAUUCCCUGGACGUCAGGCCCUUCUGCGGAAGGCCAUAAACCGCCGCACAAGAACAUGAUAGGUUUUUUUUUUUUUUUUUUUUUGAAAUAUUCCAAUUGAUUCAUCACUUCGUGACUAAUCCUAUUCAAGACUAGAAUUAAUACUUUAAACUCCUCCUCAAAAAUGAUACUGAAAAAAGUGGAGAAUUGAACACAUGCUCUCACCCUGCCUGCUCAACUUCAAUGCCCUAAGUGAGUUAUGACCAUUUGGUAGGUUUUUCUUUUCUAAAUCUUGCUUCUCAC